AUGGCAGUGGCGAAGCCAUACAUUCAGCAAUGCAAAGGCAACAAUGGCCUGGACAAGUUCGUGUUAAAGGAGGCUAGGGGAAGCUCCGUCGAGGUUUAUCUAUAUGGUGGACAUGUUACAUCAUGGAAAAAUGAUCGCGGUGAAGAGCUUCUUUUUCUCAGUAGAAAGUCUUUAUUCGAACCUCCAAAUAGAAUACGGGGCGGCAUUCCUAUAUGUUUUCCACAAGUCGGAGGACUUGAAAACUAUGAAAACCAUGGUUUUGUGAGGAAACUAUUUUGGGCUAUUGAUCAAACUCCACCACCUUUGGAAGAAAGCAGUUAUAGGACUUUUAUUGAUUUAGUUCUUAAGCCACCUGAAGGUUUCUACAAAUAUUGGCCACAGACUUAUGAGUUCCGACUGAGGGUUGCUCUGACACCUAGAGGGGAUCUUAUACUUGUAUCACGCAUAAGAAAUAUCAAUAGAAAUGGAAAGCCAUUUACAUUUACAUUUGCGUUCUAUGCGUACUUCUCUGUUUCUGAUAUUUGUGAAGUGCGGGUUGAGGGGUUGGAGACAUAUUAUUAUCUCGACAAUUUGAAGAAUAAGGAGCGUUUUACAGAUCAGGGAGAUUCUCUUACAUUUGAAUCAGAAAUUGACAGGAGUUACGUUGGUACGCCUAACAAGAUUGCAAUAAUAGAUCAUGAAAAGAGGAGAACUUAUGUUCUGUGGAAAGAGGGAAUGCCAGAUGCGGUUGUUUGGAAUCCUUGGGACAAGAAAGCCAAAGCCAUUGCGGAUUUUGGCGACGAUGAAUACAAGCGUAUGCUGUGCGUGGCGCCGGCUGUAAUUGAGGAACCUCUUAAACUGAAACCAGGCGAAGAAUGGACAGGCAGUCUGGUUAUCUCUUGUGUUCCGUCUAGCUACUGCAGUGGGGAAUUGGAUCCCAAGAAGAUUCUUCAUGGUUGA
Molecule: messenger RNA, 939 nt
Organism: Dendrobium catenatum
Lineage: Eukaryota; Viridiplantae; Streptophyta; Magnoliopsida; Asparagales; Orchidaceae
Product: putative glucose-6-phosphate 1-epimerase
Exons: 1
Coding region: 1-939 (312 amino acids)
Biological process (GO): carbohydrate metabolic process
Molecular function (GO): isomerase activity; carbohydrate binding
Source: RefSeq, a predicted model, not a curated record